AUGACGUCCUCAACGGAGGCUGCUCUGGCGAUUGCUACGCCACAGGUCCAGCAUGCCUCCUCACUCAGCUCCGCUCCACAUCACAUACGGAAUCAAGGCGAAGUCUCUGCAGGUAGUCCGGCCACUCAUACGCGCAACAGUUCUGCUCAACAACGAGUCUCGCCGAGUCCCUCUGCAGUCAGCGUGACCGAUCAUGCCGAUACGAGUAUGUAUCCACCAGACCAACCCAUCGCCUCCACAUCCGCCCACACUUUGGAUCACGACCUGCUCACAACGAUUCGGCCAGAUGAAUUGGCGUCCGAACAGACGAGUGGGACCACAGUGACUCCGGUAGCUCUUGAUCAGCCGAGCUCCCCAGACAAGCUGAAUGCUCAGCUUCUUGCAUCCUUGGCGGAUCCCAACUUUGAUGCUCAGUCCAGCCCGACAACAUUGGCGAGUGUGGGUACGAGCAGACUGCAAGUACCGAAUGGCGGCAUAGACGCACUUGCCACAUUGACAGGCAUCCCAGCGUCAUCCGCUGCGCAGCUCGCGAGCGCUGCUGCGCAUCAGCAGACCGUUGCCUCUGAUGGAGAUGUUUCAGGCCCGUUGGACAUCAUCCUCAGCUCUGGCAUAGAUGGAAGCACUGGCGGACCUGAGCAGCCGAGCAUGGACGCGGCGGAUGUGCAGCUGGUCCAGCCCCAUGAUCAGUACAUCAAAAUGGAGGAAGUGGAGGGGUCCGCCGGCCAAGACUUCUCGCAUGAUCCACCAGCAGGCCCAAUUCAAGCCUAUGCAAAGCUCGAAUUUCCCGGUUUCUCAUACUACUUGCAGACGCUGGAUAUUUCGAUUGGACGCAGACCUGCCCACAUUCCCGCCCCAGAGUUUAGCGCUGCGGGCGAAGCUCAUAUUACCUCGGCGCCCAAGGUGCAGGGAGACGUGGAUGUGGAUUUGGGGCCUCUGAAGUCCAUCUCGAGACUGCAUGCCCGCAUCUAUUAUCACGUGGGUUACUUUCCAGCUUUGCACGAUCAGGCCGUCUAUGGACAUGACAGUCCUGGACAACAAUGGGAUGCACAGCCAGAAGGGAUCACACCCGCAAGCAUUGGCAAACAACAUCAAGGUCGCUUUGUGUUGCAAGUUUAUGGCAGGAACGGCGCGUUCGUAGACGAUGUUUGGGUCGGCAAAGAUGGAGUGGUAGCGCUCCAGUCGAAGCGGUGAGUGAGCUUUCUAGGGCGCUGGCCAUCGUUCCGUCCCCUUCUCCGAUAUCGCUCGGGCGGCCACGUGGCUCACACCACUCACCUGCUCUCGCGUGAACCAGGAUCAAAAUUCAAAUAGCAGAGCGGGUAUUCUAUUUUGUUCUCCCUCCCAUGGAGAACAGAACCUCUGCAGAAGGCUCGCAGGACGAGAUGGAACUAUCAGCGGACGAAGGAGUUGAUGGAGAGGAAAGCGGACCCUCGGACCUAUCAGGAGAGGAAGAGGAAUUAGACUCCCAGGAUAUGUCCUCUGAGCUUUCUUCCUUAGGCGAGACAUCCGAAAAAGGACCUGACGACGCGCAAAGGAAGCGCAGGCGACUCAUCAUCAAGAGAAGACGGAAGGAAGAUGAGGAAGCUAUGCAGCUUGAUUCGUCUCUCGCAGACUCAGCACAGGCUGUCACCAAGCUUGAGCCAGAAGCUUUGCAAGCAAGCGCAAACAUGGUCGACGCCGAGGAAGGCCAACGCACCUCUACCAGCCCGCAAAAGCACCGCAAGCCUGGCUUGAUCGCGAAUUGGAUGACAGGCGUCGGUAUUGCGGGGCGCAAGCGCAAGCGAGGAGAGCAGCUAGAAGAGGACGCCCUGCGUGUGGGCACCCCGAUCGGUAUAGAGGCCCUGGAUGCCGAACGGCGGGCUAAAGCCGCUGAAAAGAAGGCCGCUCUGGCCGCUCAGGGUCGGGAGGCCUCUUCAUCAGCCACCCCCAGCGCUUCAGCCUAUGGUUCCAGCGUAGCGCCCACCGAAGCUCAGCCAGUUGUGCAGGCGAAUGGGACAUCGCAGGCUGCCACGAAGGCUGGCCCACCAAUUGCGCUGGGUGCGACUGCUGCGACGACCAAACCCGAGCAUUCAGCUCCUGACAAAGCAGCAGCAGCAGCAGCAGCAGGAACAGCAGACUCAGCGCCAGAAGCUAGCAGAGUGCAAACGACUUUGACAGCGAACGUGGUCAGCUCAAACACAAUCAAGGGUGAAGACACUCAGCCAAGCUCAGCACAGAUUUCUUCAAACGCUGGUCCAGCGCCGCCUGCAGGCAGCAAGGUCAUUGCAUCUGCCACGACUAGUCGACCUGUUGCAGCUGUGAACUCCGCCCCGACCAGCAAAGGUACUUCGAGUGGGAAAGCAGCGCUCGCGGCAGUCAUUCCGGAGAAUCCGAAAGUCGAUAGUGAGGGCAAACCAGAACUGACAAAUCAUCAGCUGAUUAAGUUAGCACUCACCUCCGAGGCGCUACUUCAGGCCGGCAAGGCUUCCUUGCAAGAUGUGUACGACUACAUGACUGGUCGGUGGGACUGGUUUCGCCGGAAUGCAAGAGGAAAUGGAAAGGACUGGAAGAGCUCGAUCCGACAUGCGAUCACUUCGUCUUCAGAAUUUAUCAAGAUUGCGCGACAGGCUGAUGAUCCCGGCAAAGGUUCUUUUUAUGCUCUGGCUGCGCUCAUGGCCCCCGAAGAUGUCGCGAAGCUACAACAGGCUGCCAACAAGCCAGCGCCAUCUCAAGCUGUCACGCCUGCUGUCAAGCCUGCAAAGCUGCCCAUGCUACCAUCUUCUCCUCAACAGUCACCGCGACCGACAACGAACGGCAUUACUCCGACGUCUGUAACGCCAAAGGGUGGCCACCUUGGCCCGCAGUCAGUCGUGCGCCCUCUGCAGUAUCCCCGGCCUCCGCAAGCAGCUGCGCGGCCAGUCUCCGCUGCGGGUCCCCGACCAACUUCAGUAGCCUCUGCAGGGCACACAUCAGUAUCGGCCGGCCCCGGUGCUAAACCACUUGGGCUCAAGUCAGCAACAGUCGUGUCCGCCCCGUCUGCUGCGACUGUUGGCCAGUCUCCUACAGCCUCAGCUGCUGAGCCGGGCUCAGCAAAGGCCAAUGCGAGUGUCGUCGCGCCGAGCAAUACUGCCACCUCGAAUAGCACUCAGCAGGGCGUCGCAGACGCGUCUUCAUCUGGCGAGCAAAGCGUGUCGAGAGCUGCGCAUAGUAGCCCAAGUCGGGCCUCAACAGCUCGGGUGGCCAUUGUGAUCGGCAAGCCGCCUGAGGAGGCCAAGCUUCCGCAGCACACUGACAAUGCCAUGGCAGGCUCGAUCAAUGCACUGUUCGGCGGCCCUCCGAUUGUGCAUCACGAAGGCAAGCUUUACUUGAGUCCUCAAGUCUUUGGUCGAUUGUCAGAGCAGGAAAUCAACAGGAUCGCAGGUCUAGGUGCUCAACAAGCUCUGCAAGUGCUUCAAACGCACCUCGUCUCCCACCUCCAAGAGCAGAUGGGAGCUAAAGCUCAGCGUGCUCCUAGUGCAGCUUCUCCACCUCCGGCGCGGCCUCUCCCGCCAGCUUCCUCAGCAGGUCACACUCCAGGCGCGACGCUUCAAUCACGUCCUGCUGGGCCAGCAAGGCCCCGACCGCCAGUUGCUGCUACCCCUCCAUCCUCUAGGCCCGUCGCUGUGCCUUCUAGCGGAAGAGCCGUCCCCCCAAACGGCGUCAGGCCACCUUUAUCUGGCGUCAGACCCGGGAGCACAACACCUUCAAGACCUUUUCCAGGCUCGCCUCCCAGUGGAGUCCGCCCCGGCUCUGCUGCAGCUCGACCUCAAGCGGCUGUCAACCCUGCAGCUCCUCGUCCAGCACCUGGACCUACCGCGCCUGGACGCCCGCCCAUCGCUGCAAGACCUGCAGCGCCUGGCGCUCGUCCACCUGCCACUGGACCAAGACCUCCUGCCACUGGGCCGAGACCGACAAGUGCCCCUCGACCUCUCAUGCGACCUCCUGGUGCGCGCCCACCUGGUACCUACGUGCCGCCGACCAUUGCAGAGGCAGUAUCCGCUUUGCUAUCGUUUCCGUCACAUGCGGAGUACGCGAAUCUCAUGGCUAUUCUGAAGAAGCAACAAGAGGCAGGCAUCGGCGCACCUGCACCACACUUGACACCCGCUCAGGCUGAUUUGCUUGCUCAGGUCAACAAGCUCGCGCUCCAGCGCAAGGGGAGUGCUGCUAGACCAUCUCCGCCAAAUGCUGCUCGACCCCCGACCGGCAGACCGCAAGCCAUUGCGUCUUCUUCCGCGUCGCCUACAGGCUCAACUCCCGCUCGCCCUGCCCCUUCUGGCCCUCCUGGCGUGCGACCACCAGCUGUGCGACCACUGAUGAGCACGGUGCCGUCCCGGCCCCCACCCACCAUUACCACGCGCCCACGGCCGCCGACUGGCACCACACCGAGUGGUCCUCAUCCAGUGCAGCAGUCUGGCUCAGCCGGUGCUGCUGGAGCACGACCACCAGGUACCCUGCCUGGCAAGGGUCUCAAUGGGGGCGCAACACCUCCGAGGCCUCCAGUUCCCAGGCCGACGCAGCCUAGACCACUUGCUCAGCCUGUUGUGAGCCCCGCAAGGCCUGUUGCCCCCUCCGUACCGAAGACUACCCUAUUGGGUUCAGCAAAUCCAGCACCAGCCAGACCUGUGCCAGCAGGCUCGCAGCCCAACCUCAGCGCUUCGCCGAAGGUCGCAGCGAAGCCGGCAGCCUCGCCUGCGCAAGCGCAAGCGCCGAGCACGUCUACUUCCGCGGCACUCUCGCAGCCAAAACCCUCAAAUGGGUCCAAUUGA
Ceraceosorus bombacis is the source of this 4781-nucleotide messenger RNA. The record is from the annotation of a GenBank genome assembly. Lineage: Eukaryota; Fungi; Basidiomycota; Exobasidiomycetes; Ceraceosorales; Ceraceosoraceae.